Molecule: messenger RNA, 1638 nt
Organism: Eutrema salsugineum
Lineage: Eukaryota; Viridiplantae; Streptophyta; Magnoliopsida; Brassicales; Brassicaceae
Product: dihomomethionine N-hydroxylase
Exons: 3
Coding region: 1-1638 (545 amino acids)
Molecular function (GO): iron ion binding; monooxygenase activity; oxidoreductase activity, acting on paired donors, with incorporation or reduction of molecular oxygen
Source: RefSeq, a predicted model, not a curated record
AUGUCACGUCCCAACGAAAAAAAAAAUCAUACAUACCAGAUUUACUUUUUGGCGUUGAACAUGAGUUAUACAUUCACAAUUGUUCUAUUUUCCAUUACGCUGGUCCUGGCUCUCGCUAUACGUUUUUUACGAUCCAAGAAACCAAAAGUUCAGGUUCCUCCGGGCCCAAAGGGAUGGCCAAUCAUUGGGAACUUGUUGGACAUGAUCAUGAACCGGCCAACUCACCUGUGGAUCCACCGCGUCAUGGAAGACAUGCAAACGGAGAUAGCUUGCUUUCGCUUUGCCAACGUCCACGUAAUCACCGUAACAUCAAGCAAGAUUGCCCGAGAAGUGCUUAGGGACAAAGACGAGGCUCUCGCAGACAGAGCUGACUCAUACUCGAGCAAUCUCAUAAGCCAUGGCUACAAAGACAUUAAUUUCUCUCCCUACGGAGAGAAAUGGAAGCUGAUGAAGAAGGUGAUGGCCACCAAACUAAUGUCUCCGACAACACUGAACAAGACCCUUGGUGAUAGAACCUUAGAAGCAGAUAAUAUCGUCACGUAUGUCUUCAAUCUAUGCGGACUAGGAUCAAAGAUGAAGCCCAUUAACGUGAGGGAUGUCGCCUUAACUUAUUGCCACGCCGUUAUGAUGAGGAUGAUGUUCGGCCAGAGGCAUUUUGAUGAACCGACCGAGGACGGUGGUCUCGGGCCGAAAGAGAGAGAGCAUUUGGACGCAAUAUACAGAUCUCUUGAUUGCUUUUUCAGCUUUAAGGUAACAAAUUACAUCCCUUUUCUUAGAGGAUGGAACAUCGAUGCAGAGGAGGCGGAGGUAAGAGAAACGGUUGAUUUUAUCAACCGGUGCAACGACCCUAUCAUCCACGAGAGAAUGCAGUUGUGGAGGAAUGAAGGUGGAAAGGAGACGGAAGAAGAUUGGCUCGACACUCUUGUCGCGCUAAAAGAUGACCAAGGAAUGCCUUUAUUUACUUAUGAUGAGAUUAGAGCUCAAUGCAAGGAUAUAAAUGUUGGAAUAAUCGACAAUACGAUGAAUAACGUGGAGUGGACGAUAGCGGAGAUGUUGAAUCAUCCUGAGAUUCUUGAGAAAGCCACAAAUGAACUGGACAUGGUAGUUGGUAAAGACAGACUUGUCCAAGAAUCAGACAUUCCACAACUGAAUUACAUCAAAGCUUGUAUCAGAGAAUCUUUCCGGCUUCACCCAGCUAAUGCGUUCCUGCCUCCUCAUGGAGCCCGAGAAGAUACUACUCUCGCUGGUUAUUUCGUCCCUAAAGGUAGUCACAUUCUUGUGAGCCGUCUAGGACUUGGUCGGAACCCUACGAUUUGGGACGAACCUGACGCGUUCAAACCAGAGCGACAUCUUGAUGACUAUACUAAGGACUCAAUGGGUGUGACUCUGAUGGAGCCGGAAAUGCGGUUCGUAAUAUUCAGCACUGGCCGGCGUGGCUGCCCUGGUCCUAAGAUUGGAGCAUCUAUGACCAUCAUGUUGUUAGCCAGGCUUCUCCAAGGGUUCAAAUGGUCUCCACCUAAUGGUGCAAGUCAAGUCGAACUCAUCGCGGCUGAUAGCAACUUGUUCAUGGCCAAGCCUCUACUCGCAUCUGCGAAACCUAGAUUGGUUCCUGGCUUAUAUCCCAAAAUCCAGAUCUAA